Molecule: messenger RNA, 3171 nt
Organism: Podarcis raffonei (Aeolian wall lizard)
Lineage: Eukaryota; Metazoa; Chordata; Lepidosauria; Squamata; Lacertidae
Gene: FSIP1
Product: fibrous sheath interacting protein 1
Exons: 14
Coding region: 125-1942 (605 amino acids)
Source: RefSeq, a predicted model, not a curated record
UGCUCUUCGAAUGGGUUGCCAUAGCAAUUGAGAAGCGUAUCGUCUUCAUGGCUGUUUGUUUACAGAGGCGUUUUGCUCGCUCCGCCCGCUGGAGCGCUCUGCAGAGAACCUGCGCGGGUUUUUAAUGGAUAUUACAAGGGGAAGCCUGGAUGACAUUUCAAGGCCAGCAUCUAGCUCAAGAAUUAAUCAUGGGAGCAAAGUUUUAAGCACAUCCUUAGAGAUUUUAACACCAGCGCCAAGCCUGCCUAAGGUUGCUUUUUAUAAUGAACACAAAGAACACGAGUCAAAAGAAAAUUAUGAUGAAAAUAGAGAGGAAUAUGGAACCAAAAAAAUGAGAACCUCGGACGUCAUAUCUGAAGAAAAGAUGAAUAGUAGUUACCAGCUGGUAAUACAGAAUACAAAUCAGGUAAAAGAAUAUUCCUCAAGUUCAGCAGAUUCUGAAGAUGACUGGGCUGAAAACAGAUGGUCUUGUAGCAGCAGUGCUCCUCAGAAUGAACCAGCUAGAUUAGCAAAAGUGACAGUCAGUUCUGCAUCCCUGCACGACUCCAAGGAGAAAGAUGUAGAUCCUCGCAUCCUGAAAGCUAUAAAGAAGAUGGAAAGGUUGGACCAGAUAUUGGCCAACAAACAAUCUCAAGAAAGGGCAAUUAAAAAACAAGGCAGGGAAAUGAGAACUAAACUGUGGGAAGAUUUUCAGUCUAUGACAUCUCGUAGUUCUUCCGGGGUUACCGAAGAAGCAGAAAACACCAGCAGAUUUUUAGCUUUGACCACACCGUCACCGGAAAUGCCUGACUCGCCUGCUGCUGAAGAAGAUGAAAUGUUUGUUAGUGUAUUUCACACGCAGAUUCAUCCAGAAAACUAUGGGAAUAAUAGUAGACAAAUGAAACAAGGUGACGAUAAAACAAGAAGCUCAAUAAAGAAAGUGGAAAAGAUGACUAAGAAAAGUGAAACAAACAGUAAAAAAACUGAUUUUGUUAAAAAGAACAUAGAGCUGGCCAAGGAUUCAGUUAACCAAGUAGUUAUGCCAGAGGAAGAUAAGAAGAGGCUGUCAGAAUUGCUGAAAGAUACUGAAGAUGAGAGUAGUGAACUUCAAGUAACUCAGGAAGAAGCAACUACAAUGCUAGCACCAGGUGAAGGUUACACACCUGAGCCAUUGGAAUACCAUCACCUCACUGAAAUCAAUGCCAAACUCAAACUAGUAAUCUCUGAUGGAAAUUUAUCUGCAGAUCAGAAUUCCUGUUCAAUAGUCUCUAAACAGAUUUAUCAGGAUUCUUUGGCUUAUGCAAAUAGAAAGCUGGAAACAAUUCCAGGUGAAAAGGUUUUAAGAGACACGAAAGAAGAACGAGAUCAGCAUAACCGGCUUAAGGAGAUUGACCAGCAGCUGAAAAACCUGGAAGGGACUCCAGAUGUACUGCCUUGUCUCUCAGAAGAGCAGCUUAAUGCCCUUCUGGAAGAAUGUAUGCAAACCCCAAGAAGAGUAAACAGUCUUACCUUGCCAAAAUCUCAGGGAUCCUUUCUUGAACGAACAAGUCUCUGUUGCAACACAGCUAAAGACAUCAUUCCAUCAGAUGAUGCCCAAAGUGUGGAAAAGCUGGCAAACCCAGAAAUGAUGGAUGCUCAAGAUAAUGAUACAUGUUCAAAGGAAAUGAUGGAAACCUCUGACUGUAAUCUCAGCAGAGCACUGGAUGAAUCUCACCUGUUAGAGAAAAAAGAAAAUGAGAAUCAAGAAAGCCAAGAGGAGGAGAUUGUGCAUGCCAGUAGCUCUGAGGACUACUUCAUGUCAAUUGCCCUUAGCACAGAGAGGCUGAAAAAACCUUCUUUUCUUGAUGAACCUUUUUAUUGUGUCAGCACGAACAAUGAGCCAUCCACAGAUGUCAACAUUCCUAGCAUACCAUUGAAAACCAGAGGAGAUGAACUGAAAGAUGAAGACAUGACUGAAGAGUAAUAUGCUGCCACCUUCACUGCAUUGAUGAGAUAAAAGCGCCACUUUCUGCUUUAUUGUGCACUUUGUACCUUCUGGGCACAAAUGCUGUAUAACUGAAUGAAUAUUUUCUAUUUACCUCACUGCUAUGCCUGUGUUAAGGCUACUGCUGUACAGUAAUGACCCACUUUUAAGGUAAUACCAACCAUAAUGUUUUUUGCCACACACUGAUUAAAUGCUAGAACAUUCUUUUAGAAGUGUCAUGAUAUAAAAGUACAUACAAACUGCAAAUAGUACAUCAGGCUGCUUACUUUCCGAAAUAUGGCCCUAAGACCUCUAGAUGUAGACUACAAUAUUAAUCAGAUUGCCCUAAGUUAUCCAGCUUCGUGUUACUGCAGGUUUGGCUGAUGGUCCAUUGAGAAAUAUAGUCACCCAAAAAUCAACUGAUCACAUUAACUGCUAGCUGAAGAGGGGCAUUUUCUGUAACUUAAAAUGAGUUGCCCGAGACACUCAGCACUUCAGGAAUACUUGCAGUCCAUUGUCACUGUGGUCUGCUAUACACUACUUUGGAGAGAACCCUUUCAUUAAAAAAAUAGUCUAGCAGAAGUACAGGGACAUUAAAAACAGAUUCUUUUAUUGUAAGCAUCCUUUUAGCCAACACUGCCCACAGGGUAACACGAAAAACAGAUCUAGAUUCCUCCAAUUUUGCCGAGACCACUCAAGCAUCCAAGGUAUGCCCCUGAAGCUAUUAAUCCUACUGCCUUGUACAUGACAUGACUGCACAAGCUUCACCCAUUGCUGCAUUAGAUCUAGCAAAUUAAAUGGGAUGGGUUGGGCUUCCCUCUUAUUUCCAAGCCUUUAAACAGGCAAAGUUUAAUUAGGUUAUAUAUAUUUAUGGUGGGAUGUGCCUUUCAGCUUUUCUAAUAGUGGAGAAAACAACUUUGUGAUGUUAGCAUUCUAUAUAGCUUUAACUUUUGUCCUUAGCAAAGCAUUUUGCGUGUGUUUGUUUAUGUGAAUCUAAAUUCACUGCCCUCUUGGCCUCAGGACAUCUUGUGUCAUGGAUAUACAUUCCUUGCAAACACACCCUUCAUUGUUCAGCACAUGUUCUGCUUUAAUGCUAAAUAUCUGAAACAUGAGAGUGUCAUGCUGUAGCACUGUGCAGGUUCCUUUAUCUUAACCAGCCUGUAUUUAAUAAAAUAUCACUGUGAUGAUACCAGAGAUCUUUUUCCCCAUUUGGUAGUUAUGCUACUAGC